Messenger RNA from Oncorhynchus nerka (sockeye salmon), 1003 nucleotides. It is a transcript of the gene dnase1l1l, whose product is annotated as deoxyribonuclease I-like 1-like. Bases 1 to 678 code for a protein of 225 amino acids. Gene Ontology annotation, biological process: DNA catabolic process. Lineage: Eukaryota; Metazoa; Chordata; Actinopteri; Salmoniformes; Salmonidae. Gene Ontology annotation, cellular component: nucleus. The record is from RefSeq and is a predicted model, not a curated record. The transcript is spliced from 7 exons. Gene Ontology annotation, molecular function: DNA binding; deoxyribonuclease I activity.
AUGGGUAAGUCAAGCUUUGACAAAUCGCAUGCAUACUCCUACGUGGAGAGUAAGAGACUGGGGAAGAAAACCUACAAAGAGCAAUAUGUCUACAUUUACAAGAAAGAUGUGCUGCAGGUCCGAGAGCAAUGCCAGUAUCCUGAGCUAGAGGGAGGAGAGGGGACGAAUAACGACACUGAGGUUUUCUCCAGAGAGCCUUUCAUUGUCCGGUUUCACUCACCCACUACCUUGGUGAAGGAUUUUGUCUUGGUGGGCCAACACACCUGUCCCAAAACGGCAAUGAAAGAGAUCGAUGAACUCUACACUGUUUUCAAUGGGAUCUGCAAGAAGUGGAAGACUGAGAAUGUGGUGAUCUUAGGGGACCUGAACGCAGCCUGCAGCUACAUCACCAUCAAGGGCUUUAAAGCUGUGCGUUUGAGAAGCGACCCCAAGUUCCGCUGGCUGAUUGGAGAUGAACAGGAUACAACCGUUCGGCAGAAGACACACUGCGCUUACGACAGGAUAGUUAUUCAUGGCAGAGAGAUGAUCUCUGGGAUAGUUCCAGAUUCAGCUAAACCCUUCAACUUUAAAGAGGAGUUCCACCUUACUGAAGAAGAGGCCUUGGAAGUCAGCGACCACUUCCCAGUAGAAGUUGACCUGAAGCCCAUCCAUCGCUAUCUCCUGCGCCAUGAACUUUAGACCCCACUGCACCAUCAACAUUACCAACAACCAUUGCAAUCAUGUUUUUACUCCCAAUUAUUUCAGUUGUAUUUAUUUAUUUCAAAUUAUUUUAGGUACUUAAAUUAAAUUAUGUAGGAGUUUAGAAAAAAAGUUAAGAGUGAUUUUUGUUGGAAUUUAUACUGUACCAAACUGUAUAUACUAUUAAGGAAAAUAAACAAACGGUGUCUUUGUCUGCACAGAGACUAAUAAACAUAAUAUAUUGGAUAUCUAAAUAUUGUGAUGUAGAAUUAAUUCUACUUUGGAUUAAUCCCUAACUCAGACUAACAUAAGGAAAUCAGUCAAU